AUGUUCAAAUACAACUGUUAUUCUCAACUCAAUACAUUUUUAAAUGAGAAUAAAUUAUGUGCUAAUGAUGGGUAUGUGUAUAAGUUGGUUAUGUCAUUAAGUUGUACUUGUGAUAUCAACAAUAUCAAGUGGAUGUUACAUGAUGAUGCAUACGGUCAAGAUUUGUAUAUGUUAAAUCGAUGUUUAGAUGAUAUUGAAUGGUUUGAAAAGAAGUUGAGAAAAAGUCUUAGGUCAUCACCACAGGAACUUGAAAAUAAAUAUAGUUCAGAUGUCAAACGAAAUGAUGUUGAUCAUGAUGAAUUGCCAGAUUCUACUGUAGCAAUUGAUUCUUUACAAAAAAUUAAAUUUGCAUUAAAUAUUGUUGAAAAAGUUCGUAAAUCCCUGCCAUAUUUAUCAAAAGAAAUUUUUAUUUACUUAAUAAGAAUUGUUCGAAAAGUUCAUACAAUUGCAAGCGAAAAACAAUUUACGCAUUAUAAUCCCACUAUUGUAAUCGAUGUCAUUGAACCAUUGUUAAAUGAAGAAACAAUCACAUCGAUAAUGAAUUUAUUAUCAUUUAAAACAAAACAAUUAUGGUUAGAUCUUGGACCUUCAUGGAAUACACCAGGUUCAAAGUGGCCAAAUCCAUUGAAUAUUUAUACGCCAAUAUUCAAUCAUCCAUCGAAAAAAAAACGAACUCGACAUCGAUCAAAUGAAGUGAUUAGUAGAAGAAAUCCAGUAUUUAAUUCACGAAUACUUCUGAGUGGAACACCAGAAAUCAACCAUGGACGUGAAUCCCGUUUUAAUGGUGGUCUGCGUUAUUUCCGUGUUGAUGACAGGGAAUAUUUAGCUUUUCAACGAUUUCGAAAAAGAACUAAACAAGAUGAUCAACCAUUUAUAAUCGAUGAAAUUUAUUCUCGUCCUUGUGUAUCAUCCCCAUGGUCAAUAUAUUCAUCAGAGACUUGAGAUUAUGCUAUUCAACUAAACCUGUACACUGAUCUAUUAAUAUAUAUAUUAUAUAUAUAUAUAUAUAUAUAUAUA
Schistosoma turkestanicum is the source of this 1017-nucleotide messenger RNA. The record is from the annotation of a GenBank genome assembly. Lineage: Eukaryota; Metazoa; Platyhelminthes; Trematoda; Strigeidida; Schistosomatidae.